CCGCAAGGGGAGUUCUGUCUGAGGUCGCCGGGAACAUUUCGGUCGACGCCCUUUCCAGCGGGAAGUUCUACCACUUUAUCCGCUGCGGGUCGACGGCGGUCACCCUGGAGAUCGCGCUGCAGGUGGAGCCGACCAUCGUGAUUGUGAACGAGGAGGUGAAGAAUGGGAAGCAGUCGCUGACCGAAAUCGUGAAAAGCAUCGCGGAGCAGAUUUUGAAAAGAAGAGACGAAUUUGGUUUGAAUUCCGGGGUUAUUUUACUAUCCGACGGAUUGGUCGAGAACGGGCUGGUGCAGACGGAGAUUUUGAAAUCCGAAAUCGCACAUCUGCGGAAAGCCUUCAAGGUCCGGACCGAAGCGGAAUUGUUGCUCGGCGGCAGUAGUAGUAGUUCUACUGCGACAAUUAUAUCCGGCUCGUCGACCAAUUUGCUCGCAGACCGGACAACUUCCUCCGCGUCGCAAUUGUCUUCCGACGCAGCAGGUAGUUCUGCUGGUGCAGCAGGUCCACCCGCACAGAACAAGAAUCCCGGGCUCUCUCCCGCCUCGCGCGAGC
Messenger RNA from Amoebophrya sp. A120, 549 nucleotides. The record is from the annotation of a GenBank genome assembly. NCBI's taxonomy places the organism in Eukaryota, Dinophyceae, Syndiniales, Amoebophryaceae.